Messenger RNA from Polistes dominula (European paper wasp), 1489 nucleotides. It is a transcript of the gene Paics, whose product is annotated as PAICS bifunctional enzyme. Gene Ontology annotation, biological process: 'de novo' IMP biosynthetic process. The record is from RefSeq and is a predicted model, not a curated record. Gene Ontology annotation, cellular component: cytosol. Gene Ontology annotation, molecular function: phosphoribosylaminoimidazolesuccinocarboxamide synthase activity. NCBI's taxonomy places the organism in Eukaryota, Metazoa, Arthropoda, Insecta, Hymenoptera, Vespidae.
CACGAUCGAAAGAGAUCAACCAGCAUUACCAGAAUAUUCCAUACACCAAACAAAAUAAUUAAACACAUGAUCUAUAUACAUAUAUGUUAUAUUAUUUUUCUCCCCACUACCAUCUGAUCAAAUUCCUUUUUACUCCUUGAUCCGUAACGCGGACCAGCAUUCAUAUCGUUGUACGUGAUUAGAAUAGGCUGGUUAACAAAAUGACUGAAUAUAAAUUAGGUAAAUUGAUCAUCGAAGGUAAGACCAAAAAGGUCUAUGAGAUUUUGAAUGAACCAACAUUAUGUUACAUUCAAAGUAAAGAUCGAAUUACGGCUGGAGAUGGUGUUAAGGCUCAUAAUUUAGAAGGCAAAGGCGUUAUUAGUACAGCUACAACAUCUAAAGUAUUUCAAUUAUUAAAUGAAGCCGGUAUCAAUACAUCCUUUGUCAAGCUUGAUAGUAGUAAUAAGAAUGCUUUUAUAGCACGCAAAUGUGAAAUGGUACCCAUCGAAUGGGUUACAAGAAGAUUAGCCACCGGUAGUUUCUUGAAAAGACAUUCAGGUGUAGAAGAAGGAUACAGAUUUAAUCCACCAUUGCAAGAAACAUUUUACAAGGACGAUGCCAAUCAUGAUCCUCAAUGGUCGGAAGAACAAAUUAUUUCUGCUAAUUUCAAAUUAAAUGGAGUUACCAUUGGCAAAGACGAGGUUGAUAUUAUGCAACGUACUACAUUGACCGUUUUCGAAAUCCUAGAAAGAACUUGGGCAACACGAGAUUGUUCUCUUAUAGAUAUGAAAAUAGAAUUUGGUGUAGAUACGUCUGGUAAUAUUGUUGUUUCCGAUGUUAUUGACAGUGAUUCCUGGAGAUUAUGGCCAUCCGGUGAUAAGCGUUUGAUGAAAGAUAAACAAGUAUAUAGAAAUUUAUCUAAUGUCACUAAAGCUGAUUUGGAUGUAAUUAAAUGCAAUUUCGAAUGGGUAGCAGCUCAACUGGAUCAUCUCAUUUUAUCUCCGAUGUCAUUGGUCGUUAUUUUAAUGGGUUCUCCAUCGGAUGUAGAACAUUGCGAGAAAAUAGCUUCCUAUGCGAAGAAAUUAGGUUUAAUAGUGGAACUUAGAGUGUGCAGUGCACACAAAAGUACUCUUGAAACUCUACGUAUUCUUGCUGAAUAUGAAGGUAGCGGGAAAAAGGCGGUGUUGAUUGCUGUAGCAGGGAGAAGUAAUGGAUUAGGUCCAGUAUUGUCUGGAAAUACUACUUUUCCAGUUAUUAAUUGUCCUCCUUUUAAACCAGAGAAUAUUACACAAGACAUAUGGUCAUCCAUAAAUGUACCUUCAGGACUUGGUUGCACAACAGUCGCUUAUCCAGAAAGUGCUGCACUUGCUGCUGCUCAGAUACACUCGCUUCAUGAUCAUAUGGUUUGGUCAAAGUUACGUGCAAAACAGCUUAAUAAUUUCAUUACUUUAAAAGAAGCCGACAAGAAGAUACAACAUAAAUUUCUAUCAGUAAAAGUUUAAUGGAUUAA